Mercenaria mercenaria is the source of this 999-nucleotide messenger RNA. RefSeq lists its product as uncharacterized. Lineage: Eukaryota; Metazoa; Mollusca; Bivalvia; Venerida; Veneridae. The annotation marks the transcript as partial. The record is from RefSeq and is a predicted model, not a curated record. The transcript is spliced from 4 exons.
UCUAGAAUUGUUUUCGCGCUUUUUAAAUUAGCGCCUUUCGCGGGUAGUAUAUUUCCGUGAAAUUAAAUAGCCGCGAAAAACUCUGUUCUAACAAAAACGCGAAAGAUUCUAGCUUCAGCUUAUAUAGAUCGCUAUAAAAUGGUUCUGUGCUUACACAUACCUGGAUACUAAUAAUUCAUAUUCUAGUACCGUAAUUGUAUAACAUGAGUGCACAAACACACAUUAUUUCAAUUGAUUUACAAUUUACUUAUUUAUGAAGCAACAGCAUUUUCAAUAUCGAUCCGUAAGGCAAACAGGGGAUAAAAACAAAAACAAUAUGCAUCUAUCGAACGACAUAUACAUGCAAUUUGCAGUCGGCAGCCAAUACGAUAUAUUAAUUAUUCAGCUUUGAUAAUAUUUUGUAAACAGUAAUGCAAAAAGCUAUGCAAACGUAACCAUUCACUUUUAUUUGUGUUCAUCCAAUUCGGAGAAACAUUUUUAAACCGAAACUCUUCCUUCUUCAAAUAUAUCAGCUGAAGUGUUCGUAUGAUUUGUGUCUACAUUUCGAAACUAGUGUAGAAGUUUAAACUUAAAGAUGGAUGCUAUAUUACAUCUUUCAACAUAUUUUCUAUGGAUUGGAGUCGUCGCCGGUUCCUGUAAUCCUGGGUCUUCAGAAUGUAUUUCUAUAAAAGGUUAUGAUGGAUACCAAUGGGCAACUUGUCUGACGGAAAACUAUAUUCAGACGAAAUCAGAAGGGCGCCACAAAUGCAUAGAAAACGUAAAUACCUGUUGGUAUCAGUGCAUGCUAGAGCUCCACAGAAAAGAGGAUGGACUUGUGCAUCGUGACUGUUCCUGCACACGGAAUGAUCCUAGUAAUCGUCCAGUUGCUCUACCACUUUGGUGUUACAGUCCAUCCGGCGAGAAUUGUCUGUGGUACAGAGACUGUCUUGAGACACAGUAUCCAUGCAAGGGACAAGAUGAUUCGUUUGCCUUGUUUUCGCAAAAAAAGUUCUGCAAAUU